CGGUUAUGCAACUACUGUGAGUGGUUGUGAAUUACUUUCGUUUACUUCGUAUUUAACUUGACAAGAAUCCGGCAAAUUUAUGUUUCAAUAUACUUAUCUGUUUAUAUGAAGAAUAACGUAAAAUAAGUAAAUAUGAAAACUGCGCCUGAUCCAAAAGACGUCCAGGAAUUUCAAUUCAAACAGUCACAUACUUCCCAAAUUUUAGAUGCCUUCACAUCCAUACCUAUUGCAUGCAGUUUAGUGACUGCAGAUAAAAGAAGGGGAUUAUUAUAUGUAGGACAAGAUGAUAAAAUAAUUAUUUUAAAACCUGGGGAAGAUAGCGAUCCAGAAUGGAAGUUAAAGCUGAAUAUGCCAAUACCCAUAUCUAAAUUAAUGCUUAAUUGUGACUGCUCCUAUUUAGCUGUGGCACCACAUGGACCUUUAAUUUUAAUUUAUGAUGCACAGGCACUUAUUACAAAUAACUUACAAUUAUUAUAUGAAAUUAGAGUUUCCUCAUCUCAUAUGGAUGCUUUUGUAAAUGAUCUAAGAUGGAAUCCUGCUGUACCAGGAAUGCUGUGUACCAUAGCUAGCGAUUACACAAUUGGUAGUUUUAAAAUAAAGGAAAAGAAAGAAAAGACAAUAGAGCUGAAAGCUUUAGAGAAAUUUAAUGAUUUGGAUGCUUUGUGUGCAGCAUGGAGUCCAAAAGGGAAGCAAAUAGUUAUAGGUUGUAAAAAUGGAAAUAUUGUACAAUUUAAGCCUGAUUUAAAAAUAGCCAGAACAAUUCCUGGACCUAAUCCAUAUAUCGGAGAAGUCAUUAGUAUUUUAUGGAUUAGUAAUUAUCAAUUUUGUGCUGCUUAUCUUGGUAGCGAACGAAAAAUCAAUGUUCUAAUAAUUGAUGCUCCUAAAGGCGAGACAAACGCCAUUUUCACUUGCUACGAAGAUAUCACAUAUGGAAUGACAGAUACAGAAGAAGAAGGAAUAAUUCCUCGUUAUUACUUUGAUCAUGUACCAGAAUGGGGUUUGAUCAUUGCUGCUAGCAGCAGCAGCAGUGAAGUAGCUGUGUUAGGAUCCACAGAUGGAGGAGUUACUUGGAAUCAAUGGCAAUUGGUUGACAGUGGUAGAGCUGAAUUACCAUUAAUCUGUACUACAGAAAGUUAUCCAGUGGGUUUAGCUAUUGAUAAAUCUCCUGUUCGGAAAUUACCAUGGAGUGCAGAUUCAACAUUACCCAUUCCAGUUCCUAUACUUCAUAUAGUUGCAACAUCUGGACAGUUAUGCAGCUUCCACAUGGUAAAUUUAAUUCCUAAUUGUCCUGCUAUUAAUUCUCCACCUAUAGAAAUAGUUACACCUCCUUUACCAUUACAAUCAAAUGCUAAUCUAUCCGAAACGUCUAUUAUUAUGAAUGGUGUGAUAACUAGUACACCUCGCCCUAAACUACCAGAAAAUGUUCCUGAACGUCCUAAACCAAUUCCUGCCGGAAAUAUUUUUGAUAAAUUUACCGAAGGAAAUAGUUUCUUUGCACAGUCCCCAGUUGAAAAACCUAAACAACUGGAACAAAAACCUGAAACUAUUAACACAGAAAUGAAAAUAGAACCAAUUCGAGAGACUUAUCCUGAAGAAGUAAAAUCGGAUACAAAAUUAGUACCCAUCAAAGAAACAGUAUCACAAGAAUCCGUGGAACAAAAAACAUCGGUGGAUGAUGAUAGUACAGAUAUUCGUGCUUAUAUAGAAGAACAUAACUUAUUUGAGAAAGAAUUGCGUAAUCAAUUGGAACCACCGACGUGGGAAUAUGGUACUGAAGAAGAACGUCUAAAACUUGUCAAAACGUCUAAUGAAAUCGAUAAGUUUCUUCGUCUAUUAAGAGAAACAACGAACAGUCUAUCUAGCGACAUUGCAUAUUUAAAAGCAUUGCUAUUGCAGUCGUUUGCAUGGGUUGAAGAAACCAAAUCGAAAAAUGCAGCUACUAAUGAUAUUACAACUAGAAAUUGUGGAGAUAGUAAUAAGAUAUCCGAUCUGCAGAAACUUUAUUAUUAUACUCAAACACAACUUAGCCAAGCUAGUAAAAUUUUAGAUUUAGGAUGGUCGGAUCAUACGUCUCAAGAAAUGUCGCGAAUGAAAAUUCCACAUUUGGAAUUCGUGUAUCAAAAUCUCGUAUUACAUGACAAAAUUAUACAAAAAGAAAAAAGCAAUGUGGAGCAGCUUAAAAAGCAAUGGAAACUAAUUUCUCGUAACAACAAUAUAUUUGGAUUGAAUCGUUCGUUAUCUAAUUUAAGUAUCACGUCAUCUAAAUCUUCAGUUUCUCUUCCAAGAAAUGCAGGAGUGAUAGAAGCGCGUUGCAAGGCUAUUGCUUCCAAAACUUUAAGUUUUACUCAAGAGAAACAAAUAAAAUUAAGAAAACAUUUAUCCAUUUCUACUCCGACAAUUAUAAAACCAGUUAAUCCUUCGCCAAUUCAACAUCGUUUGGAAGCAACUUUAUCCGCUUUAGCUUCUCUUAAUACAACAGUUGCUGAUGCAAAGAAUAAAACGGAGCAGCCUAUUGUAAAACAGCCGACAACUGCUAAACCAGCUGCUGAAAAACCAAAACAACAAAGCCCUUUAGCUUCGUUAAAUAGCAUUGUAGCCAGAAUUGGUACAAAUGAAACUAGUAACGCAUCGACGCAAAACAAACAACCUAGCUUUAGUAGUACUUUUCCAGCUGCACCUGGAAAUAAACUUCCACAAAUAGAAAAGAAGUCAACUGUACCGACAAUACCUACUGUAUCUCAAAGUGUUAAAUCAAAGCAAGAUGCUGUUACGUUUAGUCAAGUUAGCUCUUCAGCUCAUACUCUACCUAAUUUAAUGAAAUCGUUUCCUAAAGUUAACACUAUUACAUUCGGCACGCCAGUACAAAAAUCUGAAGAUGUACAAAAAUCUAUGCUUAAAGAAUCUAAUACAAAAACUGGAAAAGAAAAUGUAUCAAGUGAUCCCUUCAAAGUAGAAAAUAGUUUAUUUGGUACUGGCUCAUUAAAGGAUGUAUUAUCAGAAACCACGGCAGAAAGAGUGCAAGGAAUUCCUUCAAGUACCACAAUAAAGUUUGGAUUGCCAAUGUCUGCAACAACAGCAGUAACUGCAACUGCAACAAAGACUGAUGCAGCAACCACAUUUAGUUUUGCUACUCCAAAUACUGCUUCUGCAGUUGUAAAAAGUAUGUCACAAAAUGCGCUUGCUAUAUCACAAACAAGUGCUCAACCAUUUUCUUUUGCUUCAAAGCCUACAAAUACUACCGCUGCAAUUAAUCUAAAAAUUCCAUCAGUAACAACAACAGCACCUCAAACACAAGACUCGUUAAAUAUAUCAAAUUUAAUUGUAGGACUUCAAACACCUAAUCAGGCACAAACUAUGCCUACCAGUAAUGUUAAUACCGAAGGAAAGUACAAUUACAAACCCACAUUUGGAACAUCUAACUUUCAAAUGUUGUUGGGGCAACAUGCAUUGGCUACCACUCAGAUCUCUAUAAGUCUUGUAAGUGGAACUCUUCCGAAAGAUACAGUUACAACUGCAUCUUCAGUAACGAUUGAGAGUAUACCCACUCCUGAAUCAAAAGCUCCCAGCCUGACAACGAGUACUGUACAAGCUCUGCCUGCAUCAUCUACUGCACCCUUAUUUAGUAAUCAAAUAAAUCCUCCAAAUAUUUCUGUAUUUGGAGGAAUGUCGAGUUCCACACCAACUUCGUCUACAUUUACUGUUACAACCACUGUACCUAGCAUUCAAGCUACUACUACUACUGCUAGUACUACUAGUGCCUCUUCCGAACCAAUAUUUCGUGGUUUUAAUACCACUCCGGUAACGAGUACAGCCGCUGCAGCAGUAACAACUUGCAGUACAGUAUCUCCAUUUCAAAGUACUUUAUCAAAAUCUAAUUCUGAUAAAACUACAGUGAAUUUGUCUACACCAAACUCUACCACUGUUUCUACUACCGUUUCUACGCUUCCUUUUGGUAGCGUUACAACAACUUCAGUUACUUCAGUUUUUGGUAAACCACCUCUGGCAAUGAAUACUCAAUUUGCCAGUACUCCGGCAGUUUCUUCGGCUGCUAAUACCUUCGGCACACCAGUUAUCAGUCCGACUUCGAUGCCAUUCGGAGGUUCUACGAAUACAUCUAUAUUCGGUCAAAUGCCAACAACUUCAGCAAAUGCUUCGGUCUUCAGUGAAAGUGGUACUACCUCGAUCUUCGGUGGAAAUAGUCAAGCAUCGCCUUCUGCUUCUAUCUUUGGAGGAGACGCAUCCGCAGUGAAUACAUUUGAAACUCCUCAAAAAUCCAUUUUUGAAAAUAAUGCUCAGAAUUCAAUAUUUGGUUCGAUGUCAAACACUGGCUCUACGUCAUUCUUUGGUGGAACCAUGAAUAAUACUGCUCGGGGAGCAUCUUCACCCGGUUCACCGUCUGUAUUUGGUGGUGGAACAACAGGUUCACCACCAAUGGGUUUGGAACAACCUAGUUUUCGGCAGGCUCCUGCGUUUGGAGCUGCAUCAGUUUUUGGAUCACCACCUUCGUUUGGAGCACCAAAACUGGGAGGUUUUGGUGGUGGAUUUGGAGCAGCAACAUUUGGAGCUAGCGCGUCACCUCCAGCGUUUGGAAGUCCACCGGCAAUGGGAGGGAAUCCUGCACCAAUUGAUAACACCAUGCCGAAAGUUUUUGAAAGUGUAGACAGUAGCAACACAUUUGAGUCCUUAGCAAGCCAAUCGGGUGGUCUCACUUUCAGUAGCCUGGCGCAAAAGAAUGUAGAGGCAUCAAAAUCUCCAGUAUUUACUAGCGGUAGUUCUUUUUCCGCCUGGCGGUAAUGUACAAAUGUUUAAAUCGAAUUAAAUGAAUCGUCUCAUCAUUUUAAUAAAAAUAGAAAGCAAC
This is a messenger RNA of Megachile rotundata (alfalfa leafcutting bee), 4858 nucleotides long. It is a transcript of the gene Nup214, whose product is annotated as nuclear pore complex protein Nup214. Gene Ontology annotation, biological process: protein import into nucleus; RNA export from nucleus. The record is from RefSeq and is a predicted model, not a curated record. Lineage: Eukaryota; Metazoa; Arthropoda; Insecta; Hymenoptera; Megachilidae. Gene Ontology annotation, molecular function: protein binding; structural constituent of nuclear pore. Gene Ontology annotation, cellular component: nuclear pore.